GGCACGUCUGAACUUGUGCCCCGAGCUGUUACCGCGUGCACAGCAGGCGCAGGGCGUAUUAUAGAGGUGUUCGGUCUGCUCCCUCUCCAUCCGACAUUAUAGCAGAAGGGUCAAUCAUGAACAACUUCGGUCGAGUUUUGGCCGCUGUGCCAUCAUGCGUGGCUCAGCAGCAACAGGCCCGUGGAAUGGCCACACUGAAGGCCAUUUCCAUCCGCCUCAAGUCCGUCAAAAACAUUCAGAAGAUCACCCAGUCCAUGAAGAUGGUGUCUGCUGCCAAGUAUGCCCGAGCUGAGCGAGACUUGAAGCAGGCCCGCCCUUACGGAGAGGGUGCUGCUGCCUUCUAUGAACGAGCUGAGGUUACCUCAACAGAAGAGAAGCCAUCAAAACUUUUAAUAGCCGUUACCUCCGACCGUGGUUUGUGCGGUGCUGUGCACACUGGUGUUGCCCGUCAAAUCCGUAACGAGCUGGCCACCGAUGAUGGCUCAACCAAGGUGGUCUGCAUUGGUGACAAGUCUCGCGCUAUUCUUCAGAGGCUGUACGGCAAGCAUCUGUUGUUGGUUGCCAAUGAAGUCGGCAGGAAACCACCAUCUUUCCUGGAUGCUGCCAGGAUUGCCACAGAGAUCGCUAAGCUGGAUUUCACCAGUGGCAAGAUUAUCUUCAACAAAUUCAAGUCUGUGGUGUCAUACCAGGUGUCAGACCUGCCUCUGUUCAGCUUGGAUUCUGUGUCUAAGGCACCCAAAAUCACGACUUAUGAUUCUUUGGACGAUGAUGUCAUCAAGAGCUACAUGGAAUUCUCCCUGGCCUCCAUGCUCUAUUACGCCAUGAAGGAGGGUGCUUGCUCUGAGCAGUCCUCUCGUAUGACAGCCAUGGACAACGCCAGCAAGAACGCCGGUGAGAUGAUUGAGAAGCUGACUCUUACAUUCAACCGAACUCGCCAGGCCGUCAUUACCAGGGAACUUAUUGAAAUUAUUUCUGGUGCCUCAGCUUUGUAAAUCAAUUUCAUUGAACCUUAAAGUAGUGAAUGCCUCUACGGCUUCAUCAAUGCUAGCGGGCAACAACACUGUCAGUGUAAUUGACCCAGAUUUUAUAAAAAGCUCAUCUGUGUACCACUUUUUUUUAACUUCACAUAAAACAAUCAAUCUUAUGCUGUGCAUAAGUGAUGCAUUUGGUUCUCUGGGAAAUGUCACUAGCUCUGAUCCAUGUACAAACUUUCUAAAGCUAUUAUCAUGAAUAAAGAGGAUUCAUGGAA
Molecule: messenger RNA, 1249 nt
Organism: Thrips palmi
Lineage: Eukaryota; Metazoa; Arthropoda; Insecta; Thysanoptera; Thripidae
Gene: ATPsyngamma
Product: ATP synthase subunit gamma, mitochondrial
Exons: 6
Coding region: 117-992 (291 amino acids)
Biological process (GO): proton motive force-driven ATP synthesis
Molecular function (GO): proton-transporting ATP synthase activity, rotational mechanism
Source: RefSeq, a predicted model, not a curated record